CUAAGCAGCGCAGGGGCUCCCACCACCCCCCCUCAGUGACUUUAUUAUUAUUUUUAUUUAAAACAAACUAACAAAAAAAAAACCCAUAAUAGCCGUGUAUUCAAUGCGAAGCUGCAAACCGGAGUCAAAAUAUCGGACAUUUUGGAUAUAACCGAUUUGAAUUUACGUUAGCAGAGUCGCGAGACCCCUACGACGAAUCGAGCUAGCGUGUUAGCUAACGGUCUGUGUGUUAUGGGAUUCUCAAACGUUAGCUGAGCUUGCGACGGUCUCCAUCGCUAGAAUAAUGCGAAUUAAUGUAAAUAUCGAUUUGCGUGCAGUUACUUAGAGGAGUAUCGGAUGAACUGGUGUGAAUAGUAAACAUUAUUUUUUUUAAAUAAAUGAAUUCAUCUUAGCUAACAGUGAUAGCAAAGUGGUCGCCAGCCAUAAUGGGAAUUUGACGUUAAAUGUAGCCAGUAAUGAUAAACAAGUUCAAUAGAUUUUCAAUGAAUUCAGCAAGAGGAAAGCGUUUGGUCACGUUUUACAAGCAACACUAGAUAGUAAUUACAUGCGUAGCAAGCUGUGCGCCGAACUGACUAACAGGCUUCAUGGGUGACAUGAUGCAGAUGCAGGUCGCUUUAAAACCCAUCUGUUAAUCCUGCAUCUGGAAGACACUCGUCCACACAGCCAGCGAUGCGAUCUUGGCGAAAUUCCUCCUAACCAGCGUUAUUAAGCUGGCGCCGUGUCAGAAAGUCUACAGGCUGCUUUUCGGCACAUUAGCACACUCCUUAUCGGGCUUGAAUAGGAGGUCAUGGUCCCCGCUGCAUUGCGGCCCUGUUUCACCGGAGAGAUCAGUCGUACAUUGCUACAGUGAACCAGCCCGUACCCAGAACUGCGAGAAGACAAGGCCUGCUUUGCCGUGUCGUGUUGGUAGUGCUGUGGUCGGUGGGGAAAAGACAGACACAUCACCGCCCAUGCCCGCCAUGCCUGGUCCGGCUGCCAGCAAAGCGCGGGUGUACGCGGAUGUGAACACUCUGAAGAGCAAAGAUUACUGGGACUAUGAAGCACACGUGCCUAGCUGGAGCAAUCAAGAUGAUUACCAGUUGGUCCGGAAGCUUGGAAGAGGCAAAUAUAGUGAAGUGUUUGAAGCCAUCAACAUCAACAGCAACGACAGAGUGGUGGUGAAAAUACUGAAGCCUGUCAAGAAGAAGAAGAUUAAGCGUGAAAUCAAAAUCUUGGAAAACUUAAGAGGAGGAACCAACAUAAUUCGCCUUGUAGACACAGUCAAGGAUCCUGUGUCCAGAACACCAGCUCUAGUGUUUGAGUGCAUCAAUAACACAGAUUUCAAGGAUCUCUACCAGAGAUUAACAGAUUUUGACAUUCGAUUCUACCUUUAUGAACUUCUGAAGGCUCUGGAUUACUCUCACAGUAUGGGAAUCAUGCAUCGGGAUGUAAAGCCACACAAUGUGAUGAUUGACCAUCAAAUGAGAAAGUUGCGCCUGAUAGACUGGGGCCUUGCUGAGUUCUAUCAUCCGUCGCAAGAAUAUAACGUAAGGGUGGCCUCAAGAUCAUACAAGGGGCCAGAGCUGUUAGUUGAUUAUCAGAUGUAUGAUUACAGUUUAGACAUGUGGAGCCUGGGCUGCAUGCUGGCCAGUAUGAUUUUUCAGAAGGAGCCCUUUUUCCAUGGUCAGGACAAUUAUGACCAGCUUGUUCGCAUUGCUAAGGUUCUCGGGACCGAGGAACUUUACAGCUAUCUUAAAAAGUAUCACAUUGAACUGGACACACGUUUCAAAGACCUGCUCGGACAGCAAACACGAAAGCGCUGGGAGCACUUUGUUCAGCCAGAGAAUCAGCACCUGGUGAGUUCUGAAGCUCUGGAUUUGCUGGAUAAGCUGCUGCGUUAUGACCAUCAACAGAGACUGACUGCUCAGGAGGCCAUGGAACACCCCUAUUUCUAUCCAGUGCUGAAGGGACAGUCUCUCUCAAACUCAGAUGGCACCCUGGCAAUAAGCAGUUCAACUGCAACAUGAUGAGCUAAAAGUAAAAGGAAAACCUUUUUACCUCAGUGUUUGGCAGAGACCCUGCGUUUCAGGUGUAAAGCUUCACACUACUGAAGCAAGAAGUAAUUUAGCAUCACAAGACAUGUACAGAAAACUGAAACACACCAGGCUGGCCAACUUACACCCCCCCACCCAACCCCACCCCACUUCACUUUGUAUUAGUGCUGCUUGCCACAGUUACUUAGAUACCAAAAAAGUGGUAUUCUGUAUGUCCCCUCUUCCUUUUAAGUUAAAGAUUUCUCUUAAAAAAAAAAAAAAAAAACAAACAAAAAACAUACAAAAAAAAAAAAAAUACAAAAAAACCCAGAAUUCUAAGUGAUUAUAUAUUGUGGUUGGGAAAGAAUGCCUGCUCUUUCCCUGUGACUCUCAGGCUCUACAUGACUGCUGUGGGCUCAGGAUCCAGGUUGCAUUAUAUACUGAAAAUAUUGUCAUGGUCAGUUGAUUUGCCCUGCUGAAAUGAGUGCAAAUUCUAAAUUAUAUUAUUAUUACUAUUACUAUUAUUAUUAUUAUUAUUAUUAUUAGGUAUGGAGGCUUUUAUGCGAUCUGUUAAAAAUAUGAUCUAUUAAAAUAAGAGAUACUUUUUAACCAGUCUGACAUGGGGUGUGUUUUUAACUUUGGGUAUAUAAUGACAGCUGUGCUGCUAUUGUGAGAUUGUAUGACUUAUGAGACCUAAUUUAAGCCAUGCACUUUAUGUAGGUUGGCAAUUUAAAAUGAACCCUAAUGUUAAUGUGGUAUGUACAAUUAGGAUCACGUUACUAUUGAAAUAAUUGAAGGUUUGGCGAUGGAAAUUGGAGAACAAUGUUAGCCUGCUGUUUAUAUAACUAUCAACAUUUUCUUUGUCCAAAAUGCAUUUGAAAACCAAAAGUUAGCAAACCAACUCCUACUCCAAAAUAGUUCAAAAGAUUGCACUUAAGGGACCCGUCUAUUGGGCCAAUGUGGGUAGAGCUGCUCAUUCCAACUAAGCAGAAACCACAUCUUAGUUGACUAAAAAGUCAAAAUCAAUGGAUUAAACAGGUGUGGCAACUGCUUGUUUGGUAUGAAACCUGUACCCAUGCUGGACUUUUAAAGAGAAAAUUUAACACGACUGUUAAAGGCCAAUAAAAUUUCACUUUAUAAAAGAAUUUCCUUUAUCGCCCACAAUACGUUUUUCUUGCAGAAUAUUUGUAAGUACAGUUUGGUGUACACUGUACAUUGUUGUAACAUUUGUGAUUUAGUGCUGCCCAAAGUGAUGUCUUUAAUGAAACGCAUCAUGUCAAAUAUGGCAUUUCUCACAACGAUCAAAUUAGGUGUAAAAGUGUUUUUUUUUUUUUUGCAUUUACUGUUAUUAACAAUAUAUGCCAAUCAGCUAUACUGUUAAAUCCACUUGCUUAAUAUUGUGUAGGUACCUGUAGUGCAAUCAAAACUGCUCCGACCUGUAAAGACAUGGACUCCAAAAGUCCUCUGAAGGUGUGCUGUAAUAUCUGGCACCAGGACAAUAGCAGCAGAUCCUUUAUGACCUUUAAGGUUGCAAGUUUGUGCCUUCAAGGAUCAGUCUUGACGAGCUUGUUCCACAGAUGCUUGAUCGAACUAAGAUAUGGUGAAUUUUGUCAUAUUCAAGAUUUGUAGUCUGGCAAGGUGCAUUAACCUGCUGAAUUCUUGGUCUGCAUGUUUAGCCAGGUGAUGUGUGUCAAAUGAAACAUCCACAUCAAUGCCAGAGUGGUUUACCAGUAGAAUAUCUGUUUUUGACAUUGUACAGGAGUUAGCAUGGGCACUUUGAUCAGUCCGUGGCUACCAGGAACUGCUAUGGGACAUACCAAAAGAAUUACUGACCCAGUUGUCUAGCCAGAACAAUUUGGCCAAAGUCAUUGAUUUUUACAUUUGAUAAUUUUCCUGCUUCCCCAAAAUUCUGAGAAUUACUGUUCACCCACUGCCUAAUAUAUCUCACCUUUACAUUUUCAAACAACUAUAAUGAGAAUUUUAUUCCCCUCCACCUGUCAAUGGUUUUAAUGCUAUGGUUGAUGUAUUUUUUUAAGAUCAUCAAGCGAAUUAAAAAGUAUGAUUGAUUUCCCCA
Silurus meridionalis is the source of this 4086-nucleotide messenger RNA. It is a transcript of the gene csnk2a2a, whose product is annotated as casein kinase 2, alpha prime polypeptide a. Gene Ontology annotation, cellular component: nucleus; protein kinase CK2 complex; cytosol. Gene Ontology annotation, biological process: protein phosphorylation; regulation of chromosome separation. The record is from RefSeq and is a predicted model, not a curated record. Gene Ontology annotation, molecular function: ATP binding; protein serine/threonine kinase activity. Bases 951 to 2006 code for a protein of 351 amino acids. The transcript is spliced from 12 exons. Lineage: Eukaryota; Metazoa; Chordata; Actinopteri; Siluriformes; Siluridae.